CAAAACCAAGCAAAAAUGGAAGCAAGAGCACCAUAUAAUGCCACAGUAAGGACACAUAUGCAACUGAACACUACUCUUCACCAAUCGCCGUGGCAUUCGCCGGUACCCUACUUGUUCGGCGGCUUGGCUGCCAUGCUCGGUCUCAUAGCGUUCGCGCUCCUCAUACUCGCAUGUUCUUAUUGGAAGCUGUCGGGUCAGUUCGAGAACGAGGGCGAGGGGUCAUCGGGGCAGUCCGAGGGAGACUUGGAAGCUGGUGAAGGUAAAGGAGACGAUACUCGGCUUCGGCCUGUUAUGGAACCCAAGGUCCUCGUUAUAAUGGCGGGAGAAGUGAAGCCGACGUUCUUGGCCACCCCCAUUGGUUCUUCGUUUUCCUUUGGCCACAACGGUGAAAGGAUAUGUUGCUGUAAUGAUGAUAAGGGAGUCGAGCAUGGAGGAGCUAAGGUGGUCGGCGAUGGCGGUGAUGGUCGUGAGAGAACGGAGACACGGCGAUCAUCAGCGGGUGAUGGGGGGAAUUGAGCUUUCCAAGGUGGGUUUUUGUAUAUGGUGUGGGUCUGCCUGUGUAAUCAGCUUUUGAGCUUUCAAGUGCAUGCUCCAUUGAUGUUAGCUUUAGUUUUUCUGUUUUAUCUUGUUCUUUUGUCUGUUUCUUUUUUUUUUUUGUAAGAAUUUCGGGAAAUGCAAAUUUUAAAGAGAUUGAAUCCAAGCAAAGAAUUCACUUUCCUUUAUUA
Molecule: messenger RNA, 725 nt
Organism: Hibiscus syriacus
Lineage: Eukaryota; Viridiplantae; Streptophyta; Magnoliopsida; Malvales; Malvaceae
Product: protein GLUTAMINE DUMPER 3-like
Exons: 2
Coding region: 16-516 (166 amino acids)
Biological process (GO): regulation of amino acid export
Source: RefSeq, a predicted model, not a curated record